AUGGGCGAAUACACGGCCUUUUUCUAUGGAACCCUCAUGGCCCCUUGCGUCCUCCACCGCGUCAUCCACGGAACCCACACUCCCGAGCCGUGGCAGAAAGACCUGAUCACUGUCCGCCCCGCCAUGCUGCAAAACUAUCGUCGACACAGGGUCAGACACGCAGAUUACCCCGCCAUAAUACCACACUCCGGCUCGAAGGUGCGGGGUAGCCUAGUGACCGGCCUGACGCAGGGUGAUAUCUACCGGUUGGACAUUUUCGAAGGCAGCCAGUACAAGAGGGAUGUGGUGAAGGUACAAGUCUUGAAAGACGUCGAACUGGAUCAAGCUGCCCCAGAACAAGACAAAGACCCCGAAGUCCUCGAAGAGGUCGAAGCACAAACAUAUGUCUGGCUUGAAGGCGAAACAACGUUAGAACCCCAAGAGUGGGAUUUUGAAGCGUUUAAACGAGAUAAGAUGCAUGCUUGGAUGGGUAUUAACGAGGACGAUGAUGUCGAGAUUGACGAAGGCUUCGCUGACGUUGACAGGGCGGUCGCAGAGGAAGAUUCACGGCGGACAGAGGGCAAGACACAGGAGAAAGAGGUGAAUACUACGAAACAUGACCCGAUGGGCGGAAGAGGGGCCAACGGGCAUAUUACACAGCAGUUGAAGGAUGCUGCCGUGUAG
Molecule: messenger RNA, 663 nt
Organism: Fonsecaea multimorphosa CBS 102226
Lineage: Eukaryota; Fungi; Ascomycota; Eurotiomycetes; Chaetothyriales; Herpotrichiellaceae
Exons: 2
Coding region: 1-663 (220 amino acids)
Source: RefSeq, a predicted model, not a curated record